UUCAUCUUCCCCUCCUUCACUCGAAUGUUCUUCUCGUAGCAAUAAUCGCACACCCGGCGCAAUUUAGCAGAAGCUUCGUCUGCCAUGGCUUAUUACAGUUCUGCUGCUGCAUAUCUGGAUCAUCGCAACGAGCCUCACUUUCUCGAAUCGUGUUUUCUCUGCCGGAAACCACUUGGAUGCAACGCUGACAUCUUCAUGUACAGAGGGAAUACGCCGUUUUGUAGUAAAGAGUGUAGACAAGAGCAGAUGGAGAUCGAUGAGGCCAAGGAGAAGAGCUGGAAACGAUCCUCUGCUUCUUCUUCUUCUUCUCCUGGAUCCAUCAGAAAGGCAGAUCCGAAGAACAAAACUGUACGGACGGGGACAGUUGCAGUCGCUUAAAAAACACAAAAUCGCAUCCAAAUAUUCAUAAAUUUUUGAACAGAAAAAACCGAGGAAGAGAGAUCGGAUCCUCGCAUCAACGUCAGAUAAAAAAACGGAUUUAAAAAAGAAAGAAAGAGGCUCUGUAUCGGUUUUGGAAGAUAAAUCAAGAACUGAUGAUGGAUAUUUUCAUUCGGGGAUGGUGGUUUGUACAGAAACAGAGCCUCUUCGGUGGGGAUGAUGGUUUGUGUAAUAUUUUGUAAUCACGAUAUUUUGUAUUUUUUGUUUCAAUGAAUCCAUUCAAGGAAAGGAAAAUAAAAUCUUGAAGCAAUCAAGUAUUGAACAAAUGAAGUGUUUUUCAUUUUUUCA
Tripterygium wilfordii is the source of this 726-nucleotide messenger RNA. Its product is annotated as FCS-Like Zinc finger 3-like. Lineage: Eukaryota; Viridiplantae; Streptophyta; Magnoliopsida; Celastrales; Celastraceae. The record is from RefSeq and is a predicted model, not a curated record. The transcript has 2 exons. The coding region runs from base 85 to 378 and encodes 97 amino acids.